UGUAGCUUUAAGUUUGGUUGAGUCUGCCAAACCAAAGAAGAAGAAGAAGACGCAGCAGCUGAGUGACUGGUCUCACUGCAGAGAAAUGUCAUUUUGUAGCUUCUUCGGGGGAGAGGUCUACAAAGACCACUUCAAAUCAGGGAUGUAUGUGUGUUCCAAGUGCGAUCACCAGCUGUUCUCCAGCCGCACCAAAUAUGAGCACUCGUCUCCCUGGCCAGCCUUCACAGAGACCAUCCAUGAAGACAGUGUCUCUAAACAUGAGGAGAGACCUGGUGCAUACAAGGUUCGGUGUGGGAAGUGUGGAAAUGGACUUGGCCAUGAAUUUGUGAACGAUGGGCCAGGCAAAGGGCUGUCUCGCUUUUGAAUAUUCAGCAGCUCACUGAAGUUCAUCCCUAAAGAUAAGGUUGAUGGGCAGUAAGUGAGCUGUCAGGGGGAAGUGCUGCAGAAUUUGUAGACGUUUCUCUGGGCUGGGCUGCUGAAGGUGCGGACAGUGGAUGAAGUGUUCUGGGGAAAGGCCCAAUGUGGGAGCACCAGGGCUCUGAUGGACGGUGGCCUCACUGGACAGCAAGAACAGAGGACUUGUCUCAAAUCUUUUAUUAUGCAAUAAUCACAGAAUAAUCACUCAUUAACCAGGAUAGCCUCACUGAUUACACAUUCACUGUCUCAUCAGUUACAUAUUGAUUGAGACUUAAUUUCUCAUGUAACAGACUUCACAGGAUUCUGUCAGCUAUUUCUUACCGACAGUUUGUUUGUUUAAACUGAAAAUGAGCACCAAUCUGUAAGAAAUGGCUUUCAAAACUUUAAACCUAAGACUUCCAAAGAUUACUUCUGAUAUUUUUAAUAUUCAUUCAUCUACAAUGACUGCAAUGUUUGUCAUGCCAGAUGCGGAAACUUUGUAACUAAUUAAAUAAUAUUUUCACUACUGAGAAGCUUUAUGUAAAUUAGUCACAAUGACUGAUUGCAAAGAACUGAAAUGUAUUUUAAAUUAAGAUAAUGGUACUUUGAUAAAUAUCUCAUGUCUAUAAUCUUGUUUUCAAAUAUUAAAGUCACUUUUUUCCUA
Scomber scombrus (Atlantic mackerel) is the source of this 1060-nucleotide messenger RNA. RefSeq names its product methionine-R-sulfoxide reductase B1-A-like. The transcript is spliced from 4 exons. Gene Ontology annotation, molecular function: peptide-methionine (R)-S-oxide reductase activity. NCBI's taxonomy places the organism in Eukaryota, Metazoa, Chordata, Actinopteri, Scombriformes, Scombridae. The record is from RefSeq and is a predicted model, not a curated record.